Linum trigynum is the source of this 515-nucleotide messenger RNA. The record is from the annotation of a GenBank genome assembly. NCBI's taxonomy places the organism in Eukaryota, Viridiplantae, Streptophyta, Magnoliopsida, Malpighiales, Linaceae.
CUUUAUGAAAUGAAGCUCAUUAUUGGAACCAAAAAAUAAAAAAAUUAAUUAUUCUGACUAAGUAGCCCCAGCCUGUCUGCUCUGUUAGGGGAGCCGUCAGAUUGGGAUUUUUCCUCUCUUCUCUCAUCUCCUCGCCUGAGUUGCAAUAGCGUGACAGAUUCUAGAACUGACGACGAUGGACGUCGGCGAUGAUUAUGAUAGCAGCGAUGAAGAGGAAGAGGAAAGGGUCGCCGAUUUGGAUCUCUCGGCUGCCUGCUCUGAUGGUGAAAUCGCCAGCUCAAGACGUCCCGUCGCUUCUCUGGUCUCCUCGGAUGGAGCUUCAACGGCCGGAUUCGCGAUGACACGGCUUCUCGUGGCGGCGAGAACCAACGACGAUUGAUGUCGGUGACGAUGAUGUUGGUGACGCAGCGGCUUCGGAAGAAUUUUGGGAUCCUUGAAAAAUGCAACAUUUCAACGCUUCAAUUGGAGUCUGGAGAUUUAUCUCUUCUUCUGAAGAAUAAUAAAAGAACGAAAGC